AAAGCUGACAGUCAAGAUUCCAGCUUUCAGCCUGAACCAGAAGACCUUUGGGAGUUGAUCUGGACUGUUCUUUGAUCUAGAGGCCUCCUUAGUGUCAUUUUUUACUUACUCUUUGUGGUGCGAUCACAUGGACAAAGGAAGUCCUCCAGUUCCCCCGUAUCCUGGACCCCCUGUGAACUACAGUGUCCCGGUUCAACCUGGCACCAGCUAUGUAGUUCAGCAGCCUGCUUCUCAGUACAGCAUGCAGCAGCCUCAGAUUGUGCAGCCUCAGAUUGUGCAGCCCGUCAGCCAGAUGGUGGUGGUCCAGCAGCUGCCAACUGAUGCUCCAGGACAGAUGAAGUGUCCUCACUGCCAGAACACUGUUGUCACCACUGUCCAGUACAAGAACGGUCUGCUCACGUGGCUCAUCUGCGGGGGGCUGGGAAUCUUUCUGAUCUGGCCUUGCUGUUUGAUCCCGUUCUGUGUAGACGCUUGCAAGGACGUGGAGCACAGCUGUCCUAACUGCAAGGCGGUCCUCCACAUCCACAAACGAAUGUGAAGCAGCUCCACAGUCACAGCCAAUCCAGGGCCCUCGUGUAGAAACUCUGUGUGUGGAAUCGCCACUGAAACACUCAAACCGUGUGUGCACGAACUCCGACACGCACACACAUUUAUAAAAUUGUAUAAAUAAGAUUCUCCUGUGUAAAUCUCGAUGAUCAUGGAAGUGCAUGUGCGUGCACAAGCCUGCUCUCCACUCCCAGUGGUUACACAGGGUUUGUAGAUGAGGGCCCUGGAUCUUCAGCAGGAGGACUGACACACGUCCACAUGGCAGUCGGCAAACUGGACCGUCACACAGUGGAAUGUGUUUGGAGCAUUUAAUUUUCUUUAUGUGAACAUGUAAAAUGUGGAAUCUUGUAGAAAAUAAAAUAAAUAAAUAAAUGCAGUGAAAUGAAAA
This is a messenger RNA of Thalassophryne amazonica, 934 nucleotides long. RefSeq names its product LITAF domain-containing protein-like. The record is from RefSeq and is a predicted model, not a curated record. Gene Ontology annotation, molecular function: zinc ion binding. The transcript is spliced from 4 exons. Bases 128 to 538 code for a protein of 136 amino acids. Lineage: Eukaryota; Metazoa; Chordata; Actinopteri; Batrachoidiformes; Batrachoididae.